Messenger RNA from Camellia sinensis, 498 nucleotides. NCBI's taxonomy places the organism in Eukaryota, Viridiplantae, Streptophyta, Magnoliopsida, Ericales, Theaceae. The record is from RefSeq and is a predicted model, not a curated record.
AUGGCUUCCGAGGAAAGCUUUUGGACAUUGAGCUUUGACGGAGCAGCAUCCGGAGCUGAGUAUGAGGCUCUUAUUUUAGGCUUGAUAGCAGCUGAGAAGCACAGUAUCAAGAAGAUUCGGAUUCGGGGGGACUCAAAGUUGAUAGUGAAGCAAGUUUCAGGACAGUUCAUCUUAAAGGAGCCUGCCUUGGCCACAUAUCGAACAACAGUCCAAAGCUUUCUUGACAAAUUUCAGAAGGUCGAAAUAGAGCAUGUGCCUCGUUCCGACAACAAGUUUUCAAAUGCCCUCGCUACAUUAGGGGCAAGAGUUGAUAUCCCAGAGGAGGAGGCGACAAUUAUUAUCAAGAAGAGAACAAAGCCUUCGAUAAUACCUGAAGACAAAGGCCUUCCAGAGGACUGGAGAGGAGAAGUCCUCGAACAACUUAGAAGCAAAGUUGGAAAAUUGACUAUGGCCAAGCUUGCCCAAUUCAUAAUUAUUCAAGGUGAACUUUACUUCUAA